UCCCCGCGUGGUUACUGCCCUAAUCUGUUUUGCUAGAGAGUGGAGAGUACACUCUUCCAUAAAAACACAACAGUGACUAAACCUCUCCAAAACCGUACGUCUCCUCUCAGAACCACAGAUCAUCAAUGGCGUCAUCCGAUCCAACUCCCGUGGAUUCAUCAAAAGUGUUGACAGCUCAUCUCAACAAUAUACCCAACAACCAGUUUUUCGUUUGGAGGGAGUUCGUAUGGGGUGCAAUUGCCGGAGCUUUUGGGGAAGGAAUGAUGCACCCGAUUGAUACUAUCAAAACUCGCAUUCAAAGCCAGGCCAUUCUUGGUGGAUCUCGGAACCAGAAAAGCGUGUUACAAAUGAUCCAAACUGUCUGGACUACAGAUAGUUUAGCUGGAUUUUAUCGAGGAGUAGCACCAGGGAUCACUGGGUCUUUGGCGACUGGAGCUACUUAUUUUGGGGUCAUAGAGUCAACAAAGAAGUGGAUUGAACAUACUCAUCCGAGUCUUAGUGGCCAUUGGGCAUAUUUCAUUGCUGGAGCUAUAGGUGAUACAUUAGGCUCAUUUGUAUAUGUCCCGUGUGAAGUGAUAAAGCAACGCAUGCAGGUCCAAGGCACAAGAAAGUAUUGGACUUCUGUUUUGUUAAAGGAUGGUGCCCAUAUGGAACACGGCCUGAACACAUAUGGUUACUAUUCAGGAAUGUUUCAAGCUGGCUGCUCUAUUUGGAGGGAACAGGGGCCAAAGGGUUUAUAUGCAGGAUACUGGUCCACACUUGCUAGAGAUGUGCCCUUUGCUGGCUUAAUGGUUACUUUCUAUGAGGCCUUUAAAAAUAUGACAGAGUACGGGAAACAAAAAUGGUUUCCCAACUCAAAUCUUCAAUUGAAUAGCUCUGUAGAGGGGCUCUUGUUGGGAGGACUAGCUGGGGGUUUAAGUGCAUAUCUAACCACACCCUUUGAUGUUGUUAAAACAAGAUUACAAGUACAGGGGAAAAUAUUAAGGUAUAGUGGUUGGUCCGAUGCCGUUCAUAAGAUAUGGGUGACUGAGGGUUUGAGGGGGAUGUUCAGAGGUAGCAUUCCUAGAAUUACAUGGUACAUCCCGGCAUCAGCACUAACCUUCAUGGCUGUCGAAUUGCUGAGAGAGACAUUUAAUGAAAGGCUGGACAACAGCAACAAACUGACUGGGAGUAAUAGUAGUAUGUCGAUUGACAAAAAAGAUUCUUCAUUACAAGAGGUCUCCUAAAACACUCUAUCCUCCACUUCAUACUCUGCUGCUAUUCUCAUGAUGGGUACUUUUGUCAAUAUAUGUUAAGACUGUUCUGACCGACAUCUUAUGCCAAGGCAUUGACCCGGUAUUGUAGGAGAUUAAAGCAUAUUAUUUCAGCUCAAACAUCUAGAUCACUCUUGAGUUGAGAAAUGAUAUUUUAUGCUAAUGGUCUUUUUGGAAAACAGAAUGCAAGAUCUACGUAAAUAAUAUGAUUACUUCCUGGAACGUAAUGUGAAAAAGUGCGCGAAUGGAUGUUACAUUGAACAGUGCGGUAUACUAAUAUGGAACUCUAUCCGGAAAGGGUUAUUGUGAUCA
Messenger RNA from Cuscuta epithymum, 1565 nucleotides. The record is from the annotation of a GenBank genome assembly. Lineage: Eukaryota; Viridiplantae; Streptophyta; Magnoliopsida; Solanales; Convolvulaceae.